CCUAAGUUUCUAAAAUGCCCCAAAAGCAACUUGGCGCUCUAUCCAAUGAUAUCACCUUGGGUGUGGAUAUUUUUAUUUUAACUUUUCAAGGAUUUUGCUCUUUUAUCAAUGGAUAUAUUAUUUUUCUGUUUUUGACAAGACCAGAUCUCCGAAAAAACAAGCACAUGAGGCUGGUAGUAUUUCUAUCACUGGGAGAUUUUUUGGUAGCUAUUGGUGAGCUCCCGUAUAUUGCUUACAUGGUGAUCAAUUGGGGGCAAGAUCUACUCGACUAUGAUCCGUGGUACAUCAUGAUAACAGCUCAGCCGUUGCCAUUGCAGCUGAAAAUUUCAGCCACAAUUACUGUAGGAAUUGCGUUGAGCAGAAAUAUUGCGCUAUUCUUUCCAUCAAUUUUUCGAAGAAUGGAUCUCGGGUAUUAUUCGAAUUGUGUUAUUCUUAUAGCCGUUCUUUGUGCAAUUUUCGACGAUUUUUUGUACUGGCAUACUACUACUAUUGAGCACCAUAUAAACUGCGGAACUAUUGGGUGUUUCGUGAGCGAUCAAUUUCGUUAUUACUGGGGAAUUUCUAAUAUGGUCCUGGGAUUCAUGGCUGUGGUGUUAUCAAUUACAAUAUUUUGGAAACUAAAAGUAGUUUCAAAAAAUAAGUCCUCAGUGGCUAGCGCUGCCGGUUCAACAUCUAACAAGUACGCUAAAGCUAACCGUACCUCAACUGGAAUCCUAAUGUCCUCAUUAUUAUUCAUAACGCUUCCAAGUGUUUGCGUGGGCGUUGUAGAGCUUUCAGGCUUUUCAAUUUUCAAAUUAAUCGGACCAUUUUACUCCGCAUGUCUGAUGGUUAGUGGAUGCUGCAAUGGAAUUAUAUUUAUAACUAGUAAUUGGGAAAAUGUACGGCCUAAAAAGAAAGUGUCAUCUAUAAUUGUGAAGAAAAUAUCUACAGCUCAUACGCAAUCGGGAUUAGCUUGGCAUUAAGAUUGAGCUCAUCAAACUUUUUACGUGAUAUUUCUAGUUUUAAUUUUAUAUGAAUUUUAUAUAUGUAUUUAAGAUUUAUGAAUAAAAUAUUAAAA
Molecule: messenger RNA, 1057 nt
Organism: Caenorhabditis elegans
Lineage: Eukaryota; Metazoa; Nematoda; Chromadorea; Rhabditida; Rhabditidae
Gene: F41H8.2
Product: G_PROTEIN_RECEP_F1_2 domain-containing protein
Exons: 5
Coding region: 15-962 (315 amino acids)
Source: RefSeq, marked reviewed